CCGCUUCGAUUCGUCGUAAGCUGUGAGAUCCAGUUGGUGUAUGUACUGUGUACUUCCUCGUGUAAACAUUUCUCGCCAUCGAAAUUAAACGGCUCGUUAAACAUUAGAUGUUAUAUGAAAGGCGUCAAAUUACCGCGUUUUUACCUACUUUCGAUGUAACUGCAUUUCCGCGGCUCGCAUAUCGGGAUCGUUAAUAUUAAAUGAUUACGGUACAACGGUCACCGGCGACCGGCGAUUAACGCUGCUGACUGCUGAGGAUGGCUGCAUACCGGAGAUGACGGCGCGUGCAGCUCGGAUCCCGGCGGCAUGAAGAAGUUCAUGCGCACGCGCGCCCCGCCCGCGCCCCCCGCGCACCCCGCGCACCUCGCGCACCCGGCUGCCGCACAUCAUGCGUCUGCCACCCUUGGAGCUCACAAAACCAAUGGCAUUGGAAAUGGCGCUACCAAGCGUGAAGAGCCCUCCCCCAUGUCCAGGUACUGGAGCGAGUCGGAGCAGAGCGCGGGCGCGCUGUGGGAGGACCCCGAGGCCGGCGCGCUGGCGCGGCUGCCGCACGAGCGCCGCUUCGCGCCGCACGCCGCCGCGCUGUGGCUGCGUCCGCACGAGCUGUGCGCGCGGCCUCGCUUCCUGGGCGACGCGGCCGUCGACGCGGACGUCGCCCCGGAGCGGCUCGACCCCGAGCCCGAGGACCAGUUCGCUGCGAGGUGGAGCGUGGAGCCGGGCGAGGCGGGCGACGGCGCGCUGUGCGCGGCGGCCGCGGCGCUGGCGCUCACGCCGCGCCUGCUCGCGCGCGUCGUGCCCCCGCACAGCUUCCGCACCGAUUACACCGGCAAGUUCAGGUUCAGUUUCUGGGUGUUCGGCGAGUGGCGCGAGGUGUGCGUGGACGACCGGCUGCCGGUGCGCGGCGCCCGCCUGCUGGCCAGCCGCAGCGCGCUCCGGGACGACUUCACGCUGCCGCUGCUCGAGAAGGCCUACGCGAAGCUGCACGGCGGCUACGCGGCGCUGCGCGCGGCGCGCGGCGGGCUGGCGCGCGCGCUGCAGGAGCUGUCGGGCGGCGUGGUGCAGAGCUUCGCGCCGCCGCGCCAGCCGCGCGCGCUGCUGCUGCAGGUGCUCAACUCCGCCGUGCCGCGCUCCACGCUGCUCGUCGCCACCGCCGAAAAAGAAAGCAGCGGGCGACGUCUCCGGAACGGGCUGAUCGCGGGGCAGGCGUACUGCGUGACGGGGCUGGCGCGCGUGCGGGAGGAGGGCGGUGCGGGCGGUGCGGGCGGGGAGGGGGGCGGCGCGCUGGUGCGGCUGCGCGCGCCCAGCGGCCGCGGCGAGUGGGCCGGCGCGUGGGCGCGCGGCGGGCCGCAGUGGCGCGCGCUGGCCGCCGCCGACCGCGACCUGCUCGAGCGCCGCGCCGCGCAGCCCGGACACUUCUGGAUGUCGUUCGCGGACUUCGCGCGCGCUUUCGGGCGGCUGGAGCUGGUGCACGUGGGGCCGGACGACUGGCUGGGCGAGCCGGCGCUGCACGGCAAGCGGGCCUGGCGCGCCGUGCUGGCGCGGCGGCGCUGGCGCGUGGGCUACAACGCGGGCGGGCCGCCCGCCGCGCCCACCGCGCACGCCAACCCGCAGUUCCACGUGCAGGUGCCGCGCGCGGAGGGCAAGUGCCACGUGGUGGUGUCGGUGACGCAGCAGUACGCGGUGGGCGGGCGCCGCUCGCGCCUGCACGCCAUCGGCUUCGCGGUGUACGAGCUGCCGCCCGCCUCGCCGCCGCGCCGCCCCGCGCCCUUCUCUGACCUGCGCGCGCUGGACGUGACGCACUGCUGCGCGGCGCGCGAGGUGGCCACGUUCUUCACGCUGCCGGCGGGCCAGUACCUCGUGGUGCCGCACACGCGCCGCCCGCACACCGCCGCCGCCUUCCUGCUGCGCAUCCUCACCGACCACCACACGGACGUCUGGGAGGUGAACGACGAUAACGCGAUCGUCCGCGACAUAGCCGCCGAGUUCGAGCAGGAGGGCUGGCCGGUGCCGGCCGACAUGCAAGCCAUCGUGAACAAGUUGAUGAAAAAGCAGGAAACGGAAGAGGUGAGUCGAGAGAAGAGCGCGCCGUGGAGGUGGAGGUGAUCACUGACAGUGACGCGUGUGGCGUGUGCGCAGGUGGAGGGCGAGGCGCUGCGAGCGGCUCUGCGCGGCGCGUGGCGGCGCGUGCUGCCGGCGCCGCCGUCGCUCGAGCUGUGCCGCGCGCUGCUCACGCUGCGCGACCCCGCCGUCAGCGGCCGCGCGGCGAGCGGGGGCGCGCGGCGCGGCUGCGGCGCGCGGCGCGUGUCGGCGUACGGGCUGCGCGCGCUGCUGUGGGCGUGCGGCCUCAGCGUCUCCAACAAAGUGCUGGAGUGCCUCGUGCUGCGAUUCGCGCGCGGCGCCGCGCUGUCGCCCGCCGCCUGCUUGCUGGCCCUCGCUCGCCUGCACCUGGCGCAUGAGAGGUAUCGCAGCCUGGAUGCGAAACUGAAAUCGAAUCCUCUCUCGCUGGAAGAGAUGAUCUUGAUGACUAUCUACUCGUAACGAUGUUACUUCUUAUUCGCCGACUAAAAGAAUUGAACGCGGAGGCAAUGUUUAGCUUCUUGUGCAGUGCGCCCGCGCCCGCGCACAGAGGCUUUACCACGGAUGUAUAAUGUGUAGUUGUAACAGACGGUGCUAUAGUUAUUAUAUAAAAAUUAUUAUUAAGAUUGUUUUGCAAUGUCAAAGAUUGAAUGAAUAAUAUAUAUAUAUAUAUAUAUAUAUAA
Colias croceus (clouded yellow) is the source of this 2759-nucleotide messenger RNA. Its product is annotated as calpain-9-like. Gene Ontology annotation, biological process: proteolysis. The transcript has 17 exons. The record is from RefSeq and is a predicted model, not a curated record. Gene Ontology annotation, cellular component: cytoplasm. Gene Ontology annotation, molecular function: calcium-dependent cysteine-type endopeptidase activity. NCBI's taxonomy places the organism in Eukaryota, Metazoa, Arthropoda, Insecta, Lepidoptera, Pieridae.